AUGAAAUUUUUAACAUUAAUCUUUUUAAUUUUAUUCUUUUAUUGUGCUGCUGCUAAUCAUUAUGGCUGUAAUAAUGUUCCAUGUGGUCCAGGUCGUAUCUGUCUCAAAUUAAGAGGUGUCUGUAGCUGUAUUGAAAUUCCAAAAUGUAAAGAAGUCAUUCUUACCACUAAAUGUAUCGGUACUUGGCAAUUUGAAGGCAAAACUUAUAAUCAAUAUGACGUAACCAUCACCAAUUACUUGGACUUUGACAUUACCCAAAUCUUUAUUGGUAUUGAUGAAUCUUUCAAACUUCAUGCUGAUAACUUGUGGAAUGCUGAACGUUGCGGUAAUGGUAAUGAAUUAACAUUACCACACUAUCAACCAUCAAUUAAUAAAAAUGCUUCAUUCACAUUUGGUUUCAUUUUAUGUGGAAAUGAUAAACCAAAUUUAUCAAUUCUUGCUGUAACCUAUUAA
Messenger RNA from Dictyostelium purpureum, 453 nucleotides. RefSeq lists its product as uncharacterized. Gene Ontology annotation, molecular function: extracellular matrix structural constituent; hydrolase activity, hydrolyzing O-glycosyl compounds; polysaccharide binding. The transcript has 2 exons. Gene Ontology annotation, cellular component: extracellular matrix. Gene Ontology annotation, biological process: extracellular matrix organization. Lineage: Eukaryota; Evosea; Eumycetozoa; Dictyosteliales; Dictyosteliaceae. The coding region runs from base 1 to 453 and encodes 150 amino acids. The record is from RefSeq and is a predicted model, not a curated record.